CAGGGAAGCUGGAGCCGAGCCUGGCGGAGCCGGAGCCGGAGCCGGAGCCAGCCGAGCCCCAGGAGAGCCGCGGCGGACCCGCGCCCCGGAGGCAGGAGCUGGUGGAGGGAAGAGGAGCUGCAGAGACUCCAGUCUGACCAGGGCUGGACCAGAGGCACAAGCCAUGCACCAGGGGAGUCAGGCAGGAGUGUCGGCUGCCACGGCAGAGCCCUGCUCCAGAUCCACUGCACCUGCCUGACCUGCGGAGCGGCUGAGUCGGGGGUGUGUCCUGCCUGUUACUGCAAGACGAUGCUAGCAGCUCCACAUAGGAAUUGACCUCUCCCUGCCCUGGGGAUCCAUCCCACCGGAGCCAGUGGCCACUGGGCACUGCAGGCCUGGGCCUCCUCCCAUAGGGCGUGAGGUGGAAUUGCCCUCAUCGGAGCAGCGCUGCAGCUGCUGGCCGUGGGUGGAGCUGUCUGCCCAGAGCAGAGCCCUGAGGAUGCCCAGCUGGGCGGGCGGGCGAGCCUAGGUGAGAGGUGCUGUGAUGGCUCCCCCCUGAGGUACCAUGCCGGUUCCCGCUAUGGCAGCCACCACUGCCAGGUCUUUCUUCUGGGAGGUCUUCCCGCCCAUGCGCACCUGCCGGGUGUACUGCAGCCCUGCGUACCAGGACGGGCACCUCUUUGUGGUGGGGGGCUGCGGCCAGGCGGGGCUGCCCCUGGACACUGUGGAGAUGCUGGAUGUGCAUUCCCAGAAGUGGACGGUGCUCCCUCCACUCCCCACGCCCCGGGCCGGGGCGGCUGCUGUGGCUGUGGGGAAGCAGGUCCUGGUGAUGGGGGGCAUGGAUUCCAGACAGAGCCCCCUGGCCUCCGUCGAAGUCUUCAACACAGAUGAGGGCAAGUGGGAGAAGGUGGCGGCCCUGGCCCAGCCAUCCAUGGGCAUCUCUGCAAUCGAGAGAGACGGUUUCGUCUACGCUCUCGGGGGCAUGGGCGCAGACACCUCUCCUCAGGCGCUAGCGCGGGUCUAUGACCCAGUGACCACCCGCUGGCAGCUUCUGCCCUCCAUGCCCACCCCCUGCUAUGGGGCAUCUGCCUUCCUGCAGGGCAACAAGAUCUUCCUUCUGGGGGGUAGGCAGGGCAAACUGCCUGUCACGGCCUUCGAGGGCUUCGACCUGGAGACGAGGAGCUGGACACGCUAUCCCAGCGUCCCCAGCCGGCGGGCCUUUGCCGGCUGUGCCGUGGCUGAUGGCUGCUUCUUCAGCCUCGGGGGCCUGCAGCAACCGGGACCCCACAACUUCUACUCCCGGCCCCACUUUGUCAACACGGUGGAGAUGUUUGACCCGGAGCAGGGGGCCUGGAGCAAGCAGGGCCGCGCCGUGCGCAUGCGGGAGAAGAGAGCCGACUUUGUGGCUGGCUGCCUCGGCGGGCGAGUGGUGGUGGCCGGAGGCCUCGGGAACCAGUCGUUUCCCCUGGGUUCCGUGGAAGGAUUUAGCAUAUCAAGGAAGAAGUGGGAGCUGCUGCCCCCCAUGCCCACCGGUCGUUGCUCCUGCUCCAGCUACCAGGCCCCGAGCCUGCUGUUUGUGAUCGGAGGGGUGGCGCAGGGCCCCAGCGGAGCGGUGGAGGCUCUGUGCCUGCGGGAAGGGGCCUGAAGGAAGCCUCCGGCCAAAGGAUCCCACUGACAGAGGGCAAAGUGCCUGAAACUGGCGACAGGUGCAGGUGGGCGCGGAGAGCAAACUCUUUGGAGCUGGUGUGUAGCUUGUAGUUACUGACCCGGGGCACCAAAGCAGUGACGUCGUCUUUUCGUCAGAAGCUGAAAUUAGUUUUCUAGUGUAGCUCAGAGAUGGGAGCGGUCGGUCUGUUCUUGGGGGACAGGAGAGAAGCAGGGCAGGGCAAGCAGCAGAGGAGUCUGGAAGGAGCUUCAAUGCAGGGGUGCAGUGUGGCUCCCCAGAGUAGCUGAAGAUCCUGGGGAACCCAAAGCUGGCUCUCAGGUGUCAGGUCCUGUUGCCAACACUGCACUUCAGGGGUGGGAGAAGCCUGCAGUGCAGCCACCUCCUCUUUCAUGGCGCUCCAGUGUCUGUUUGUCUGUCCCUCACAGUCUCUAGGGAGGAGAGCCAGCCCCUGGGUUGGGGAGCUGGUUUGAGCUGCCUGUUGUCCAGUGUGGAUGUCUGUGGUGUCUUUGUGCAGAUGUGUCUUAUUCUGCGCAGUGAGGAGCACCAGGGACUCGCGGGAGGCCAGAGGAAAGGCGAUGUGCCAGUGAGGCGUGAGCUGCUAGUGAGUGCUGUAUUUUUGUAGUCCUGGUCUGUGUCCCAUGUAGCACAUGCGGUGCCCUGUAGCUCAGUGCCUAGGAGGUGCUGUAGCACCUCAAAUAAAUGAAACAA
Messenger RNA from Gopherus evgoodei (Goodes thornscrub tortoise), 2353 nucleotides. RefSeq names its product kelch domain containing 8B (gene KLHDC8B). NCBI's taxonomy places the organism in Eukaryota, Metazoa, Chordata, Testudines, Testudinidae. The record is from RefSeq and is a predicted model, not a curated record. The transcript is spliced from 6 exons. Gene Ontology annotation, molecular function: protein binding. The coding region runs from base 545 to 1624 and encodes 359 amino acids.